AUGGUCCCAGAAGCAUGGCAAAAUGACAAUUAUAUGGCUCCAGAAAAAAAGGCUUUCUAUAAAUGGAGUGCACAUACAAUGGAACCCUGGGAUGGACCAGCUCUAUUCACAUUUACCGAUGGACGAUACAUUGGAGCAAUCCUUGAUAGAAAUGGACUUCGACCUUCUAGGUUUUAUGUUACCAAGUCCAACCAUAUGUACAUGGCUAGUGAAGUUGGGGUGGCCGAUAUUCCACCUUCAGAAAUUGUUAUGAAGCACCGACUCAAGCCAGGCCGCAUUCUCCUGGUUGACACAGAAGAAAAAGUAUUUAACAUGCAAGAUAAUGCAAUUAAAGCUAAAAUAGCUAGUAUACAUCCCGUAACAAAAUGGCUGGAUGCUGAAUGCAUCAACAUGUCUGAUUUACGCAUGUUACACAGGCAGAAAACACCCUCCCCAUCACCUUCUCCACAUAUCAAAGAGUUCCCUAAACUUGAAGGAGGACCUCUUCAGCGUGACCUCCGACUCACAAUGUUUGGCUAUACAACAGAGGCUAUUCAUCUGCUUGUUAUACCCAUGAUUAAAGACAAAAAAGAAGCCCUUGGUUCCAUGGGCAAUGAUGCCUCCUUAGCAUGUCUAUCCCAAUUCAAUCCACUGCUUUAUGAAUACUUUAAGCAGUUAUUUGCGCAAGUUACAAAUCCACCAAUUGACCCAUUUCGUGAAAAAAUUGUCAUGUCUCUUGAGUGUCCCAUAGGCCCAGAAACAAACAUACUGGAGCCACAUGCUGAACAGUGUCGUCGACUCUGGCUGGAACAACCAAUUCUCUCGCUUGAUGAUUUGGAAGUCCUUAAGUUUGUUGAAUACCGCAAUUGGAAAAGCAAAGUCAUCGAUAUUGUGUAUCCUGUCACUUUGGGAAAAGAUGGACUGCAACCUUCACUCAACAAGAUUUGUGAGGAGGCUGCACAAGCUGCUACAGAUGGCUACACAUUGCUGAUACUCUCGGACAGAAAAGCUGGGAAAAGCUUUGUCCCAAUCAGUGCCUUGAUGGCAGUUGGUUGUGUUCAUCACCAUUUGAUCAAAACAAAACUCAGACUGAAAGUUGGACUUAUUAUAGAAACUGGAGAAGCAAGAGAAAUUCAUCAUCAUUGCACUUUAGUUGGUUAUGGAGCCGAUGCAAUAUGUCCCUAUUUGGUUUAUGAAUUGAUCCGUGAUCUCUGCUAUCACAAACAAAUCAACACGCUUCUUACUGAUCAUGAAAUUUUCAGUAGUUACCGAUCUUCAUGUGCCCGUGGUAUUUCCAAAGUUAUGGCUAAAAUGGGAAUAUCAACACUACAAAGUUACAAGGGUGCCCAGAUCUUUGAGGCCAUUGGUCUUCACCAAGAGGUCAUUGAUAAAUGUUUUGUGGGGACUGCUUCACGAAUUGGAGGUGCAACAUUCAAUGUCCUUGCUGAAGAGGGCCUGAUGCGUCAUUUUAAUGCUUACAAAGUGGAACAAGUAGACAGAUACAUCAUGAACAACCCAGGUCUCUAUCACUGGAGAGAUGGUGGUGAGAAACAUAUGAAUGACCCAGAGACAAUUGCAGCUCUUCAGCAUUCUUCCAAAAACAACAACAAAAAUUCCUUCAAGAUCUUCUCCGAUUCAGCCUGGAACACAACACGCCGAUGCACUCUUCGUGGUCAGUUGGUAUUAAAAUAUGGAACUGAUCCUGUUCUCACUCUGGAUGAAGUAGAAAGUGCUGCCGACAUUGUAAAACGUUUUGCAACAGGUGCUAUGAGUUUUGGCAGUAUAUCCUAUGAGACACAUACAGCUCUGGCUAUUGCAAUGAAUCGAAUUGGAGGAAAAUCCAAUACAGGUGAAGGUGGUGAAAAUCCAGAGAGAUAUUUAAAUGAAGGCACACAAAUGAAUGCUCGAUCAGCUAUAAAACAGGUUGCUUCUGGCCGUUUUGGAGUGACCAGCUCCUAUCUUGCACAUGCAGAUGAUAUUCAGAUAAAAAUGGCCCAAGGUGCCAAACCUGGAGAAGGGGGAGAAUUACCUGGAUACAAGGUGACAACAGAUAUUGCCAAGACAAGAAAAUCUAUCCCUGGGGUGGGGCUAAUCAGCCCACCACCCCAUCAUGAUAUCUACUCUAUUGAAGAUCUUGCUGAGCUCAUCUAUGAUUUAAAAUGUGCCAAUCCGAAUGCCUACAUCAGUGUGAAAUUGGUGUCUGAAGUGGGUGUAGGCGUCAUUGCAGCAGGAGUAGCAAAGGGAAAAGCAGAGCACAUCACAAUCUCUGGUCAUGACGGAGGUACUGGAGCCAGUAGUUGGACAGGAAUCAAAUACGCUGGACUACCAUGGGAAUUAGGAAUUUCAGAGACUCAUCAAACACUUGUCUUGAAUGAUCUCCGGUCAAGAGUGAAGCUACAAGCUGAUGGACAGAUAAGAACAGGCCGAGAUGUUGUCAUGGCUGCACUGCUUGGUGCUGAUGAAAUUGGAUUCAGCACAGCCCCACUGAUUGUCUUGGGAUGCACACUAAUGAGAAAAUGUCACUUGAACACCUGCCCUGUUGGCAUUGCUACACAGGAUCCUGUGUUAAGGAAAAAAUUUGCAGGCAAACCAGAACAUGUUGUCAACUAUGCUUUCCAUGUUGCCGAAGAGGUGAGAGAAAUAAUGGCAAAACUUGGGUUCCGGACUUUCCAAGAAAUGAUCGGUCGUACUGACAAGCUGGAAUUUAAUCCCGACCCUUCCAAUUACAAGGCUAAGAUGUUGGAUUUUAAACUGAUUCUCACAAAUGCUCAAGAGAUCAACCCAGAAGCCAAUAUUGUUGGGAGAGCUGUCGCACAGAAUUUUGAAUUUGAAAAACGAUUGGACAAUAUAGUCAUUGAGGAAGCCAUAGAUGUCAUUGAAGGCCGAGCCAAAAAGAGAAUUAUUGACUUGAAGAUAACAAAUGAAGAUCGUACAUUUGGAAGUACACUAAGCUACCAUAUUUCCAGGAGAUACCAUGAGGUUGGACUUCCAGAAAACAGCAUUGUCAUCCAACUCAGGGGAUCUGGAGGUCAGAGCAUGGGAGCGUUCCUGGCAAGAGGAGUCCACAUUUAUUUGGAGGGAGAUGCCAAUGAUUAUGUUGGCAAAGGUCUCUCAGGUGGAGAAAUUGUCAUUUAUCCACCACUCACAGUAUCAGAGGAAUUCAAAUCUGAAAAUAACAUCAUCGUUGGAAAUGUUGUUCUUUAUGGCGCCACUUCCGGCAAAGCAUUUUUCCGAGGUCAAGCUGCAGAAAGAUUUUGUGUUCGAAAUUCAGGCGCUGUAGCAGUUUGUGAAGGCUGUGGCGACCAUGGAUGUGAAUAUAUGACUGGUGGGAAAGCACUUGUAUUGGGCUUAACAGGUCGCAAUUUUGCCGCUGGUAUGUCUGGUGGCCUGGCCUAUGUUUAUGACAAGGAAAAGUUGUUCCAUCAGAGGUGUAAUACCGAAUCUGUCUCUCUUGAUCCACUUGUGGAUGAAGAAGACUUGAACUUUGUUUUUGAUCUGCUCAGUGAAUUCCAAAUAAAGACAGGCUCUGAAGUUGCCACAUACAUCAUUAAUCACUGGAAUUCAGAACAGCAUGACUUUAUCAAGGUAUUCCCUCAUGAAUAUCGUCGCUGUCUUGAGAAGCAGGCAGAAGAGGCACGAGAACUGGCGCCCAAAUUUGCAGCUGCAGUUGAAGAAGAGAUAAAGAUGUCACAAUUGGUAACUGACUCCCCAAGCAAAUCCCUGAAGAAUGAUUUCAAAGAAGAGAUUAUCAAUGAAUUGAAAGAUGAUGGUGGCAUGAUGAAUGGUAAGCCUGAAGAACCCAAAGUAGUGGACAUAGAAGAUGCCAUACAAAAUGUGGCCAGAGACCAAAAGAACCUGGAAAAGACUUACGACAAAUUAAGAGGUUUUGUAAAGUACAAGAGGGCAGAUGUCCAAUACAGAGAAACGGCAGAGAGAUUGCAGGACUGGGGUGAAAUCUUCAACCAUGAUAAAGUGAAAGAUGGUUUACAGAAACAAGCAGCAAGAUGUAUGGAUUGUGGUGUUCCUUUCUGUCAGUCCAACAAUGGCUGCCCUUUGAGCAAUAUUAUACCAAAAUGGAAUGAUUUGGUCUAUCGUGGAAACUGGAAGGAAGCUCUUGAAACUUUAUUGCAGACUAACAACUUUCCAGAAUUCACUGGCCGAGUCUGCCCAGCGCCAUGUGAGGGUGCCUGUGUGCUUGGAAUUAAUGCUUCUCCAGUAACCAUAAAAAAUAUCGAAUGUGCUAUUAUUGAUCAUGCAUUUAAUGAAGGCUGGAUGAAGCCAAUUAUUCCCAAACAUCGAACAGCUAAAAAAGUUGUUGUUGUUGGCAGUGGGCCUUCUGGCCUGGCUGCAGCACACCAACUGAACAAGGCUGGCCACAGUGUCACUGUAUAUGAAAGAAAUGACAGAAUUGGAGGACUUUUGAGAUAUGGAAUUCCCUCUAUGAAACUAAGCAAACAGGUUGUGCAACGAAGAAUUGAUCUAAUGGCUGCUGAAGGAGUUGAGUUUAUUACCAACUGUAACAUUGGAAAAGACGUUUCUGCUCUUGACUUGCAUGAGAACUGUGAUGCCAUGGUCUUGGCACUUGGUGCUACCUGGCCACGAGACCUUCCAAUUCCUGGCCGAGAACUAGAAGGCAUCUAUUUUGCAAUGACUUUUCUCUCAACCUGGCAGAAAAAUCAAGAAUCUAAGACAACCGAUCAAGUAACAAUCACUGCUCAGGGUAAAAAAGUUGUGGUCAUUGGAGGUGGUGACACUGGUGUCGACUGCAUUGGUACUUCUCUCCGUCAGGGAGCCAAAAGUGUGGUCAAUUUUGAAAUUCUGCCACCUCCACCCCCAUCUCGAGCAGAUGACAAUCCUUGGCCACUGUGGCCUAAAGUCUUUAAAGUGGACUAUGGUCAUGCUGAGGUUGCACAUAAAUUUGGAAAUGACCCAAGAAUAUACAACAUUGUCAGCAAGGAAUUUAUUAGCGAUGGCAAAGGGCAUGUGUGCGGAGUAAGAACAAAACUUGUAGAAUGGACCAAGAAUGAAAAUGGCCGCUUUGUAAUGAAUGAAGUUGAAGGAAGUGAAAAGGUAUUUGAAUGUGACUUGGUUAUCAUUGCCAUGGGAUUUUUGGGACCAGAAAAGAAUAUUCUGACUGAAUUAUCCCUAAAGCUUGAUGCCAGAGGCAACUGUGAAACUCCAAAAGACAAGUAUUCAACAAAUAUUCCAAAAGUCUACGCAGCUGGGGAUUGUCGUCGUGGUCAGUCCCUUGUGGUUUGGGCUAUACAUGAAGGUCGACAAGCUGCCCGCCAAGUUGACAUAGAUUUAAGUGGAGGUACCUAUCUACCUGGACCUGGAGGUCUUCUUUCAUCUCUGACCGCUCCUACUGGACAAAGUAUAGCAGUGUCCAGCUAA
Molecule: messenger RNA, 5373 nt
Organism: Acanthosepion pharaonis
Lineage: Eukaryota; Metazoa; Mollusca; Cephalopoda; Sepiida; Sepiidae
Source: the annotation of a GenBank genome assembly